UCUCCCUUCUCCCAAACAGGCGGCGGGAUCCGCUGUCCCUCGAGCAACGGCGCGCCUCCUCUCGCCAGGGAAGGGGCCGGCGGUGUGUGAACGACGCCAGCGAGUUUGUGCUGUCGCGUAGUAAAGAGUUCUGGGAGAACCGGAAAGUUAACAACUUUCCUCUUUUGACUUGUUGCUGUCGUUGCCGUUGUGCUUUUCUGAUCCUGGAUUUUGCUGAGACACGCCCCCACCCCAAACUUGCAGAUGCUGCAUCGACAACUGCCCACCACUAACCAAAUGAUCAUGGACAACGUGAACCCUGCUCUUUUAACAUAGCUACCUGAGAAGUUGGAUGGUAAAGCCCCCUUGGCAAUUGUGCAAGUGACAAUGGCAGGAAGUGGCGGAGAAAGUCAGUUGCAGAGGAUUAUCCGAGAUUUGCAGGAUGCUGUGACAGAACUCAACAAAGAGUUUGCAGAAGGGGGAGAACCAAUUACAGAUGACUGUAUCAGUUUGCAUAAACUUUCCUACAAGCUUGAGUAUCUUUUGCAGUUUGACCAGAAGGAAAAAUCAACUUUAUUGGGCAAUCGGAAAGAGUACUGGGAUUAUUUCUGUGACUGCCUGGCUAAAAUUAAAGGUGUAAAUGAUGGAAUUCGCUUUGUCAAGUCCAUUUCAGAAAUCAGAACAUCCCUUGGCAGAGGCAGGGCAUUCCUCCGUUACUGUUUAGUUCACCAAAGGCUGGCAGACACUUUGCAACAAUGUUUUAUGAAUACCAAAGUAACAAGUGACUGGUAUUAUGUAAGAAGUCCCUUCCUUAACCCAAAAAUGACUUCGGAUAUCAUUGGACACUUGUAUGAAUUAACUGAGGUUCAGUUUGAUCUUGCCUCUAGGGGCUAUGACCUAGAUUCAGCAUGGCCCACAUUUGCCAGGAGAACGUUAUCGUCAUUUGGCUCCUCAGCGUACCUGUGGAAGCCUCCAAGCCGCAGUUCCAGCAUGAGCAGUUUGGUGAGCAACUAUUUGCAGGCCCAAGAGAUUCCUUCCAGUCCCAACAGCAAUAACUUUUUGAACACGGAACCUCUUGAGGGCUUUGAUGAGUUGCACAUGGAGCUUGACCAGGCUGAGCUGCGACAGAAGGAACUGCAGGAGCGAAUCCAGCACCUGGAAAAGGAGAACCAGGAGCUUCAGGCUGCCAUUGACUUUGGGCAGCAGCAAGUCCAGACUGAAAGAGAGAAGAGCAGCCAUGUCAGCAAGGAGAAUUCCAGGCUUACAAAAAUGCUUGAGGAGCUAGAAAAACAACGUGAGAUCUCCCAUUGCACCCAGGACACUGUUCAGGAUCUGCAGAAAUGCUUGCAGGCAUUAGAACUGAAUGCUGCCAACAAGGAAAAGGAAUGCUCUGCAAGGCUUGAGGAACUGGAGUCUAGUAAAAAAGACUCUGACUUAAAGGUACUUAACUUGAACCAAGAGCUAGAAAGUACCAGGGCUUUUGUAACCAUGAAAGAUUCUUGCAUCAGUGAGCUUACCACGAAGUUGAAGUUUACCGAGCAGAAGAACAAGGAACUGUUUGCCAAAGCCAAUGCCUUCCUGAAUGAAAAGGAACAACAAGUUACCAAUCAAUGUGAACUGGCACUGAAGGUUGAAGAGCUGCUAAGGAAGCUUCAUGAAGCAGAACAGGAGAAAGCCAAUGCUGAGAGACUAAAUAGCAAACAUCUUUCUCAACUUAAGAUGGUGGAAGACCAGCUCCAUCUGAAAGAGGAGAUGCAGAAGGGGCUUGAACUGAGAUUGAGGAAUCUCACUACUAGCUCCAGAGAAGAAUCUGAAAACUUGCAUAUGAAUCUGGAGACUGUCACAAGUGAAAGAGCUGUCCUUCAGAAAGAACUAGCAGCAAAAGGAAAGGAGGUGGUUGACCUUCAAAUCCAAUUGAAAGAUUUAUUAAAUUGUGUAAAAUCAUUGGGGAGAAAACUUGAAGAAGAAACAGAAGAGAAGACAAAACUUGAGGAAGUGUCCAGCCAUUCAAAAACAGCAAUGGAAGAAGAAGUAAAAAACACAAUAGAACAUCUUGUAUUGCUGGAAAUUCAGCUAUCAGAACUCAGUCAAAGAGUGAAGAAUUUAGAAGAGCAAAAGAGAGAGAUUAUUUCUGAAAGGGACUCUCUCAGAAAAAUGAUAGAAAGAAUGGAACAACAGGGUACCAAGCAGAACUCCUCCCUGAGAAACAUGUCAGAAGAAAAUGACAAGCUGAAGUCCCAGAAUGCAAAGUUGCUGCAAACCAACCAGAAGCUAGAAGAGAAGUGGCAAGGGUUGGAUGCUUCUAAAUCUUCUUUAGAAGAAGAGAUUAUCAGACUGAGGGCCUCUGAGAAACAGCUCCAAAGCCAGAUAGAUGAUGCAAUGGUGUCUGUCGAUGAAAAGGAGAAGAAACUCCGAGGAGAGAAUAAGCUGCUGGAUGAAAAUCUACAGAAUGCCACAAGGCAAAAACAAGUCCUAGAAGAAAAGCUGAACGCUCUGCAGACUGAUUACCAAGAAUUGAAACAAAGUGAAGAAACUGCCAAGGAAUUCAUAAGUGUCCUUCAAGCUGAGCUCCAGAAUGCCAAGGAGUACGGAUUGCAUAUGGAACAGAGCCUGUUCUCUUCUAGGCAAGCUGAAGAAUCCCUGAAAUUACAGCUCACAGAGAAAAGUGAGGCAUUUCAAACCCUGGAGAGCCAAUCUCGGGAGCUGCAAGGACAAGUGGAGAGGUAUAGCAAAAAAGUGGAAGCCCUUGAAGCAGAAAAGACCAACAUUGAAGAAAACAGCCUUCAUCAGGCAAAAGUGAUUGAAUCCCUUUCUUCUGAAAAGAUGUCUGUGGAGAAAGCCCAUCUGGAAAAGACAGCUUACCAGGAGAGAGAAGCCAAAGAAUUGGUUUCAAGACUGGCUCUAGCUGAGAAACAGUUGUAUCUCAACCAAGUGGAGGUGGCUAGGCUUCAGGAAGAAAUUAUGGACCUUCAGGCCAAACUUCGGCAGACAGCUGUGGAGAAUGAGAAGCUGCAAAACAAGCUGGAUGUCCGUGGUACAGUCUUAAAUGAGCAGAAGUCAUUGGCCCAGCAGCUGAAGGAGCAAAGCGAACUGCUCAACAGAAACCAUGUCCAGGAGCUGCUUCAUUUUCAGGAACGGGAGGAAGCAUUGAAAAUUGAGAGGGACCAGGAAGCCUGUCAGAAGGCUGAGCUAGAGAAGAGCCUUCUAGACCUCACAGAAGAGUUGUCCAAGGUCAAGCAGUGUUUGGAAGCUGUUAAUCUGGAAAAUCUGGAAAUCAAUGACCUUCUUCACAGGACCAACACUGAAAUGGCUGAGCUUGGCAUUCAGAUCUGCUCUUUGACUUCUCAAAAAACAGAAGCAGAAGAAAAGCUGUCUCAGGCCAUGGAAGAACUCCAUGCUACCAAAGAAAGAGCAGCCAAAGAACGAGAGGAGCUGCAGCUUAAGCUUUCAAGGCUCAGUCAGGAAAAACAAGGCCUACAUGAGGAACUGGAGGAGUCUAAGCUUUGUGCUGCAGUUGUUCCUGACCUGCAGACUCAGCUGACAGUAGCAGAGAGACAAGCCCAAAGCUUGCAAGAGACCAGCAAAGAGGAGCUCUCUGCAGUCAAAUUUCAACUAAGCGCAGAGAUUAUAAACUUCCAAAUGAAAUUUAAGACUGUCAGUGAAGAAUGUGAAACCUUAAAGCAGGAACUUGAAGGGCAGAUCCGGCGAGCACAGGCUGCAGAAGAAGCUCUCAAAGAGCUGCAGGCUGUGAAAACAGACUUGCGUGCAGAACUGGAUCUUGCCUUGGAUCAGGUAACUAAGUACAAAGCAGUCCAGCAAAAAAAGGAUGAGGAACUGGUACAACUUAAAGAAGAGCUGAAAAGAGUCCAGGAGGAAGUUAUCAAAAGAAAUGAGCAAAUUCAAGACUAUCAUGGUAAAAUCAGCAAGAUGAGAUCAGAUCAAGACAACAGUGAGAAAAAAUUACUGGCUGAACUGGAUGAUCUGACUAGAACCAAGCAAUUCCUGGAAGAACGGCUGAUUGAACUUCUCAGGGACAAGGAUGCCCUUUGGCAGAAGUCAGAUGCUCUGGAGUUUCAGCAAAAGCUCACAGCAGAGCAAAGAUGGCUUGGUGAUGCAGAAGUAACAUCUUGCCUGGAUUGCCAAAAGGAAUUUGGUUGGAUGAAUCGUCGACACCAUUGCAGGAUGUGUGGACGCAUUUUCUGCUACUACUGCUGCAACAAUUAUGCCAUGUCGAAACAAACUGGCAAGAAGGAGCGCUGUUGUCGGGAGUGCUUUAAAAAGUCCAGUGACCCUGGGUCAAACGCUACCCAAGAAGAACCAUCAUCAAGUUUGCUGGCCUCACCAUUUUCCCUGGUCCAUAGAGUUUGGGUUACAAAUGAAGCCUCUAAACCUGCAGAUGAUGCAGUGUUUGAUAUAAUCACAGAUGAGGAAGUGGGCCAAAUACAGGAACGUCUCUCCAUUCACAGUGAAAGCCAAACUGAAGAAGAAUCUCUGGAUCGCAGUGCGACUGACCUAAACAGCACAUAUAAUUCCUCAACUUUUGAUGAAUCUGAUGACUUACAGAUGAACCAAGAUGCAGAGAUCUGCUUGCUGAAAUCAGGAGAGCUGAUGCUAAAGCUGCCCCUCACUGUGGAGGAGAUUCUGACAUUUGGAGAAGCUAACAGAGAACUGUUCAUUAAAUCAAGUACAUACAGCAUUAUUCCCAUCACUGUGGUGGAAACUGGCCUUACAAUAUGCUGGGUGUUUUCAUCUGAACCAAAGAGCAUAUCAUUCAGCGUGGUGUACCGAGAAUCAGAAGAUGCUCCAUUGGAUCAGUGUAAAGUUCUCAUUCCUAUGACUCGCUGCAACUCUCAUAAAGAAACCAUCCAAGGGAAAGUGAAAGUCAGAAAUGCUGGGAUCUACAUCCUGAUAUUUGACAAUACUUUCUCAAGGUUUAUCUCAAAAAAAGUAUUUUUCCACUUAGCCGUUCAGCACCCAGUGAUCUACGACGGAAGUGAUUUUCCAUAACUUUGAACAUACGUAAUAUUUAUAUAUGAUAUCUUUCCAGACUAUUUUUAAGAGACACUGUUAUUUAUAUAUACAUGCAAGCACUAAGAUUUUAGAUUUCUUUGAAGCCCUCUGAGGGUUAUGCAAUAAUUUUUAAAACUAUACUUAUAUGAAGUUGUCUACAAAAAACAUUAAUUUUCAUAGGAACACUAAUGAUGCUGGAUGUGUGCCAAAUAGUUAAAAGCCAUCUUGUUUAUUUCAAUAAACAAACAAAUACAGCUGUGCACUGCUGCAUUGGAUGCAAAAAUGGCGCACAAUCGAAAUACACAUUUUCAAAGGGCUAAAAAACAGCUGCGUGCUUUUGAUUUGCUAGGUUGGAAGUUGUGUAUGACUCUACAACACUACUGUUGCCUCUGAUGCUGUUUUGAGGUCGUCUUCCCCAUCACUUAAUGCUGCAAAAAGGAUGAAACUCAAGUCCACUUCUGCAAAAUCAGAGGGUCUAUUUCACUCGAAACACGCUCUAUGUAUAGAAAAGUUAAAAUCUGACAAGCCUGAAAUUUGCAGAUAGCUGCCAUAAUAUAUGUAUGCAGACUGGUUCUUCACACCAUUUCACUCACUCCUCAGUGUCAGUAUGUGAUCAUACAAUGCACAUAAUUUGACAUUUAGUCUCGACUGGACUUGAGCAUAUAAAAACAUUCUUCCAUGCUCUGUGCCUUGAUGAGGAAACUCUCCAACUUCUGUUGGCCCAGAUCCUGUGCAGAAAAGGUACUUUCACAGUCAGAUUGGCAACUGAAGCCAAAACAUUGCAUAAGGAAGCAAACUUCAUUUCUUUCAGUGGGAUUUAUUUCAGUGCAAUAUAUUUAGAACCAGAAUUUUUUAUACCAUAGGGCUAGCUUUGGGAUGAGCAGCUUGGAGAAGUUUCUUUUUCAGAAUUACAACCCCAAGCAGGUAGUAGUGCUGGCUGGGUGAUUCUGUGAGCAAUGAUCCAAAAAUAAACUUUCACAAGCUUCAAAAAUGAGUGAGCCAGUGGCCCUAAUUGAAACCUACUAAAUAGUAAUGUGCCCCCCUUUCAAUUUGUAUGACCUUUUCAUAAUUUAGGAAACAUUUCCCAAUACGUAAUAGUGUGUCAAAUGGCCAUGAUAAUCACAUUUGCAGAAUAAUAUUGCAAGCACUUUUAAAAGAAUUUGCACAACCCCUGUUAGGAAUCAAAUGGGUUUCAGCAUAACCAUCUCUAGAACAAUCAAUUUAUUUGGUGCAUUCAUGAGUCACACUUUCAGUUUAGGAACCCUGGCUUUAAAACGGAUGAAGUAAAGAGGCAUUGAGGUGUUGCACGUAUUCUGUUUGUUCCUCUCUUCACAAUAAUAGAUGAGCAAAACAUGAAGAUAUAACUUUAUGUAACAUCCAAAACUGGGAUUAAGGCUAGGUGCACCCAGACCAGCCAGGAUUCAUAACGCAACAACAAACCCUAGCUUAAAGGAUUCUGAUCCUUGCUUGGCUGGGCAUAACAAAACAAAAUCCAGUUUCGAAGUAACGCAAAGCUAUCCUUUUCUAAAUAC
This is a messenger RNA of Pogona vitticeps (central bearded dragon), 6521 nucleotides long. RefSeq names its product FYVE and coiled-coil domain autophagy adaptor 1 (gene FYCO1). The record is from RefSeq and is a predicted model, not a curated record. Gene Ontology annotation, biological process: positive regulation of autophagosome maturation; plus-end-directed vesicle transport along microtubule. Gene Ontology annotation, cellular component: lysosome; late endosome; autophagosome. Lineage: Eukaryota; Metazoa; Chordata; Lepidosauria; Squamata; Agamidae. Gene Ontology annotation, molecular function: metal ion binding.